Messenger RNA from Podarcis raffonei (Aeolian wall lizard), 874 nucleotides. It is a transcript of the gene SPC24, whose product is annotated as SPC24 component of NDC80 kinetochore complex. The transcript is spliced from 6 exons. The record is from RefSeq and is a predicted model, not a curated record. Bases 144 to 737 code for a protein of 197 amino acids. NCBI's taxonomy places the organism in Eukaryota, Metazoa, Chordata, Lepidosauria, Squamata, Lacertidae.
GCCGCCCAAUCAGGGCGGACUGUUCGCUGAGCGUUUCAGAGGCGCCGAGUUCGGAAUCCGCGCGGGCGACGCCAGGAAGGCAAGCGAGGAGGGUCCUUCGCUUCUGAACCUCGCCAUUCGAUCUUGGCAUAUUAAUAGGUGCGAUGGCUGCCCUCAGUGAAGAGUUGCAACAUCUAGACAGAAGGAGCAAGCAGCUGCUUGAAAUGAUGACAAGAGCCAAUGGGGCAGAAAUGCUGAAGGAGACUCUAGUGAAAGAGGAGCAGAUGCUCAACAAGCUCUGGGAUACUCAAAAGAGCACAGCCCAGCUGCUGAAAGAUCUCAUGACUGCAGAGGAGAAAGUGGCCCUAAAACUUUGCGACAGGGAACAGCAGCUGAAUGCAAACCUCCAAAAGCUGCAGAAAAUUGAAGACGAAUUGCUCCAGGCAAAUGAGAAGGCUGCUGAAUUGAGGACCAACACCAACGAUUUAAGAAAAGAACUGGAGGCUUUGAAAGAAGAAAUCAGGCAGAAAGAGAAGAAUGCAGAUAACGAUGCCAUUGUGUCCAAAUCGGCUAUGUAUAUUGUGCACCUUUAUUACCAGAUCUGCCGUAUUGACUGGGACUACUCCUGUGAGCCAACAAUAGUCAAAGGAAUUCAUUAUGGGCCAGACAUUGCUCAGCCUAUCAAUCUUGACAGCAGCCAACACUCCCGCAGCUUCAUCUGCGACUACCUGUGGAACCUUGUGAGCACAGCCUGGUGAAGGAGAUGACCCUUGAUGUGAAUGUACAGUGGCCUAUGCCUAUUAUAGGCGAUCAGUGUUUCUUUCCCUGUUGUAACGUAUGUCAGAGCUGUAAAUAGAGAGCAAGAGGAAAUAAACUUUCGUACUAAUCGCAAAAA